UCAAGCGUUCCUCUGUGAAGACAGAAAACUACAGAACAUGCAUCUCUGGAUGCUAACCCUUGUCUGCACGACUGUGUACGGCAUUAGCCGUAUUUCACAGCCAGAUUUGAAAGCUGUCAACUUUGCAAAAGCAAUAGCGGGAUAUAAGCUCAAUGGAAGCGUGAUCAAGGAAAUAGAAGUUGAUUCUGAACUUUCAUGUCAGCUUGCGUGUGUUGGUGAAGAGAAAUGCCAGUCUUACAACUUUGGACCCACCAAUGGCACAAAUACUACAAAGAAAAACGCUGAAAUAUUCAGGUGUCAACUGAGCGACUCAGAUCGAUUUGUUGGCUUUGCAAACUUCACCAAAGAUAAACAGUUUAUUUAUAAAGGACGCCAGAGUACCUGUGAGACGGACAGUUCCCCUUGUGGUGACAAAGGAAUCUGCAUCCCCAACUAUCAAGAUGACACCGUGCAAUGCAAGUGCAAUGAUGGAUUCAUAGGAACGCCUUGCAAGCCCAUCAAAAGCUGUUCCAAACUCAUUCAAUUUGGUUUGAUAUCCAGUGGCGUGUACGCAAUUAGUCUAGAUGGCGGCAAACCAAUACAAGUGUUGUGUGACAUGACCACGGAUGGUGGAGGUUGGACAGUUUUUCAGCGACGUUUAGACGGCUCUGUUGACUUCUAUCUUGGUUGGGAAUCCUACAAAAACGGGUUUGGAGAUCUGAAAGGCGAGUUCUGGCUUGGAAAUGACAAUCUUCACCGUUUGACAGCCACUGAUGACACCAUACUGAGAGUUGACCUGGAAGACUUCGAUGGGAACAAAACAUACGCUGAGUACACGACUUUUAAGGUGGCAGACGAGGCAGAUAAGUACCGGCUUUUGAUUGGAGGAUACAGUGGCACGGCUGGCGACUCGAUGACACUCCAUAAGUAAGAGUAAUAUUUAAGCAUUUUCCGUAUUAUUACGAAUGAUUCGUUUUGGGCGACUGUACACUUCGCUUUUAAGGCUAGCGGCAACAGUUUCCAGCACUUUUCCAGCAGUAAUACUUUGACAGGUCAAUGUUACAACAAUUUAACAAGUGAU
Messenger RNA from Orbicella faveolata, 1060 nucleotides. RefSeq names its product microfibril-associated glycoprotein 4-like. The record is from RefSeq and is a predicted model, not a curated record. NCBI's taxonomy places the organism in Eukaryota, Metazoa, Cnidaria, Anthozoa, Scleractinia, Merulinidae.